Messenger RNA from Zychaea mexicana, 688 nucleotides. RefSeq names its product HotDog domain-containing protein. The record is from RefSeq and is a predicted model, not a curated record. The coding region runs from base 97 to 570 and encodes 157 amino acids. Gene Ontology annotation, molecular function: fatty acyl-CoA hydrolase activity. NCBI's taxonomy places the organism in Eukaryota, Fungi, Mucoromycota, Mucoromycetes, Mucorales, Lichtheimiaceae. The transcript has 3 exons.
UAUCACUCUCUUUCUUUUUUUUUUGACAAAAUACCACAGACUAGAUAGUUCGGUCUUCUUUUAUUCAAUUUUUUACCCGCAUACAAGUAACAGAAAAUGAAGAUCAGUACCGAAGCUGCUCAAAAGUACCCUGCCCUGGAAGAGAUGGUACAAUGGUAUUCAAGAAGGAUGGAAAAAACGGUGUUCUGGGAGGAUAAGGUCCAUGCCGAGUUGGAGAUCGUCGAAGCUUUGCCGAAUAAAUUGAUCUGGAAUUUUAACGUUACUGAAAAGCACUGUAACCAGCUAGGUAACAUCCACGGUGGAUGCGUAGCAACGAUCAUUGACAUUUGCAGCAGCUUCGCCAUCCUGACAUAUGAAGGCAAAGGCGGCUGGAAACUCAUUGGCGUAUCGACCGACUUGGCGGUAUCCUAUAUGAGCGGUAUCGCUGCCGGUCAAACUGCCCGUCUUGAAUGCGAGGUCCAACGAGUGGGUAAAUCGUUGGCCAACAUAUAUACCAAGGUCUACAAUGACCAGGGCAAGCUCUGUUACUCUGGAUCACAUACCAAGUACUCCAUUGAUUCGAGAUUGUAAAUCGUCCACCUUUCUUUUCGCUUUUAAUAUUACUAGAAUCGCUUUUUCUUUUUUUUUCUCUAUAAAAGGAGUAAACACAACAGAAAAUCUCGGUUGGGAAAACUAUGGUUGGAAAAAG